ACUCUUUCCGUCGCAGAGGGCAUCGUGGAGGACUGCCAGAGCGACGGUUCCCCAAGGGGGUCCAGCGACCGCGUGGCGGUGGAGUGGGGACGCUCUCAAAGUAGAGCGGCGGGGCGCCCGGAGGUGUCGCAAGCCGAGCCCUCCCCAGCUACUCCAUGCCAGGUUGGAGGCUGCUAACGCAGGCGGGCGCCCAGGUGCUGGGUCGCUGCUCGGGCGGCGUGAGUGCUGCCCGGGGCUCGGGGAACAGAACAGACAUCUGGCUUUUUGUUAGAAGUCUCCAUGGCAAGAGUGCUACUUGGUGGGAUGAGCAUCUUUCUGAAGAAAAUGUCCCAUUUAUUAAGCAGUUGGUCUCUGAUGAAGAUAAAGCCCAGUUAGCAAGUAAACUGUGUCCUCUGAAAGAUGAACCAUGGCCUAUACAUCCUUGGGAACCAGGUUCCUCUAGAGUUGGCCUUAUUGCCUUGAAGCUGGGCAUGAUGCCUCUGUGGACCAAAGAUGGUCAAAAGCAUGUGGUCACGUUACUUCAGGUACAAGACUGUCAUGUUUUAAAAUACACUUCAAAGGAAAGCCAUAAUGGAAAAAUGGCAGCCCUACACGUAGGAGGAAAAACCGUAUCACGUUUCCAUAAACCUCCAUCUAGUUUGGAAUUUUACCGAGAACUUGGAUUACCGCCAAAACAGAAAGUUAAAAUCUUUCAUGUGACCGACAAUGCUAUAAUUAAGCCAGGCACUCCUCUUUAUGCUGCUCACUUUCGUCCAGGACAGUAUGUGGACGUCACAGCCAAAACGAUUGGUAAAGGUUUUCAAGGCGUCAUGAAAAGAUGGGGAUUUAAAGGCCAGCCUGCUACGCAUGGUCAAACAAAAACCCACAGGAGGCCUGGAGCUAUUGCAACUGGUGAUAUUGCCAGAGUCUGGCCUGGAACUAAAAUGCCUGGGAAAAUGGGGAACGUAGACAGGACAGCAUAUGGACUGAAGGUAUGGAGAAUAAACACAAAGCACAAUAUAAUCUAUGUAAAUGGCUCAGUACCUGGACAUAAAAAUUGUUUAGUAAAGGUCAGAGACUCUAAACUGCCUGCAUAUAAGGAUUUCUGUAAAAAUCUACCAUUCCCUACAUAUUUUCCUGAUGGAGAUGAAGAGGAACUACCAGAAGAUUUGUAUGAAGAAAACGUGUGUCAGCCUAGUGCACCUUCUAUUACGUUUGCCUGACAUCAUUGGACUUGGCAGAACCUUACAUAUUCUGGGAGCACUGAUGAGCCCGAAUAAUAAUCUAACCAGAAAUUAUAUUCUUUCCUAGUCACAACAAUACCACACUUGUCAUCUCUGUCAAGGACAGAUCCCUCAUCACUGAGUUGGAUUUGGUUAGAAUAAUUACUUUAUUAAACAUAUAUAAAUUAAGUAGAUUGGAUUUGCUAAAAUUGGCAGUUUGCAUAUUAGCAAAAUAUUUGUAAUUCGUGGACUUCAUUAUUUUCUACACCUUUCUGGAGAUAAAAUGUAUAUAAAUUUAACUUUUAUUAAAGAUCUGUCAACCUUU
This is a messenger RNA of Otolemur garnettii (small-eared galago), 1527 nucleotides long. RefSeq names its product mitochondrial ribosomal protein L3 (gene MRPL3). Gene Ontology annotation, cellular component: ribosome; mitochondrial large ribosomal subunit. Lineage: Eukaryota; Metazoa; Chordata; Mammalia; Primates; Galagidae. Bases 156 to 1202 code for a protein of 348 amino acids. Gene Ontology annotation, molecular function: structural constituent of ribosome. Gene Ontology annotation, biological process: translation. The transcript has 10 exons. The record is from RefSeq and is a predicted model, not a curated record.